Haemonchus placei is the source of this 459-nucleotide messenger RNA. Lineage: Eukaryota; Metazoa; Nematoda; Chromadorea; Rhabditida; Trichostrongylidae. The record is from the annotation of a GenBank genome assembly.
AUGAUGACCUCGGCUAGAAACUGGUUAGUCAUUCAUCAGGCGGAAACUCAAUCAGUCCCAGGUCAGGAAUUCAUCGAGAAACUUCUCUCAAGGAGCAUGUGCAUCGGCACCGUGCGAGAUGCCCAUUGCACGGCCACAGCUAUGACAAACAGAACAUGUGGUCUGAGACAUUACCGCCCACAUCCUCGGCAACUCCGCCUCCGAGCGCUGCUCUUGGAAUAUUUGGACAACAAACUAUGGGAAUCUGAGGAUGGUAUUCUUUCAACGCCUCCAUUCUACCCCAUGAUGUACCGCUCGAAGUUCCAAUUCUUCCUGCUACGAAGGCGACGUUCUCAAGAGAACGUUGCUAUGGCUAUCAAAGGGUUUUACGUUACUGAGCAACCCUUGGGUAUUCUAGGUGGUUGGAUUUUAUUCGUCACGAUCGCUCUUCGAAUGUUUUCCAUCCUUGACCCACUCUGA